This is a messenger RNA of Chelonus insularis, 2043 nucleotides long. RefSeq names its product major facilitator superfamily domain-containing protein rtet (gene rtet). Gene Ontology annotation, cellular component: brush border membrane. The transcript is spliced from 7 exons. Gene Ontology annotation, molecular function: transmembrane transporter activity. Gene Ontology annotation, biological process: transmembrane transport. Bases 567 to 1922 code for a protein of 451 amino acids. NCBI's taxonomy places the organism in Eukaryota, Metazoa, Arthropoda, Insecta, Hymenoptera, Braconidae. The record is from RefSeq and is a predicted model, not a curated record.
AAUGCCGUUAUAUACAAAAAGAGGUUAUACCUUUCACUUUUUCUGGAGCAAAAAGAAAGAUUCGAGUAGUAUAAAAUAAAAGUACGAGAAGUAAAAUGAAAAGAAAAGGUUUAAGAAAGUGCUUCAACAAACGUGAACACUUACAAGGAGUCACAUAUCCUUGUAGACAAAUUACCGGAUAUUAAGAGUGAUACUUUCAUAAAAUUUUCAAUUAAUCAGAUAACUUAAAAAGUAACGAAUUUUCUAUAUAAAUUUUCAAUUAAUGAAAUUGGUUUAUUAAUAAUAUUUAAUUAACAGUGAAACCAAUCUGUGAUCAAUAAGAAAGUAACUAAAGUUAAGAAAUUUGUUGUACAAUAUGGGGUCCACGAGUUAUAAAUAAAACAAGAAGUAUUAAAUAUUUAUCUGUAUUAUAAACAAGACUUGCAAAUGUUUAUAGUCUUAUCAUUUAUUUUACUAUCUACUUUAUCAUAACAAUGAAAAGCUGAAGUAAUAGGAUAGAUACAUCAAUCGAAGAAUACUUAUAUUCAUAGCAAACAAUUUUUGGAGUCAUUGUUUAUUUUAUCAUCAUGGAAAUAAAACAAAGAACAACGACAAUAGUGUCUAAGGAAAAAUUUAAGAAGGAGAAGAAAAAUUGCACAAGUUCGGAAAAUGAAUCAAAAGUAGUAUCAAUCGUUUUUCGAUCAUUAAUCUUAGACUUGUUAGCUUUUACAAUGAUUCUGCCGCUUUUACCAGCCCUUUUAGAUUAUUAUAAAGAAGUUGAUCAAGGCAAAGGAUUAUAUUCUUGGAUAUUAAAUCAUGUAAAAACCUUACAAGUAACGCUUAAUGCUCCUGAACGAUUUAGUUCUGUUUUAUUUGGAGGGUUUUUGGGAUCAAUGUAUUCAUUUUUACAGUUCUUGGGAAUGCCUAUCAUUGGUGCUUUGUCAGAUAUUUACGGAAGGAAACCUCUGAUGAUAUUAUGCUUAUCGGGUGUCGCAUUUUCAUAUCUAUUAUGGGCUGUUUCACAGAAUUUUGCAAUCUUUGUGAUUGCUAGAUUUUUCGGUGGAAUAAGCAAGGGAAAUAUCAGUUUGUCUAUGGCUAUAAUUACUGAUGUUACUACCCCUAAAACUCGAGGGAAGUCUAUGGCUCUUGUUGGAAUAGCAUUUUCAAUAGGAUUCAUUGUGGGUCCAAUGAUAGGAGUGAUUUUUUCCAAGAUUUCUAACAAUGAAAAAGAAGAAUUCUGGUACAUAUAUCCAGCUCUCUUUGCUCUUUUCUUAGCACUGAGUGAUUUAUUUUACGUAAUGUACUGUCUUGAGGAAACUUUACCUGUACAUCUACGUGCCAAGUCUCUUGCUAGGGGCAUUUCCGGUGCAAUGAUUUACAUCAAUCCCUUGGAUUUAUUCCAAUUCAAUGGAGUCACUGGCCUAACUUCACAAGAAUUGAAGAGUUUAAGAACAUUAGGAUAUUCGUAUUUCCUUUAUUUAUUUAUCUACAGUGGUCUAGAGUUUACUCUAACAUUUUUAACGCAUCAUACGUUCCACUUUACAAGUAUGCAACAGGGAUAUAUGUUUUUAGUUAUUGGUUUGACAAUGGCAAUUCUACAGGGCUGCUUUGUUCGUCGCAUUCCUGCUGACAGAACAAAAUUCACUGCCGAAUUGGGUCUUUGGCUUGUGGUACCAGCCUUUAUCUUCAUUGGAAUAGCUAGCAAUGUAACUUCACUGUACUUUGGAGUAAUUAUUUUUUCAAUUUCUACGGCCAUGGCUGUCACGUGUAUGAUGACCCUGGUAACACGUAUUGGGCCAGAAAAUCAAAAAGGAACAAUUACAGGGAUAUUUAGGUCACUAGGAUCAUUGGCACGCAGCUGUGGACCUAUUAUUGCUUCGAUAGGUAAUCAUAUUGGAGCAUUGGAAGCAAUACGACGUACUGCAUUGGUGCUUUUUUUUUGAUCUUCCCGCCUCUUAUAUUAAAUAAAGUAUACGUUCCAUGACCAAGACAUAAGACUAUUUUUGAAGUAUUUUUUUAUUAUUAAAUUAUUAAAUUUAACAUUUUUAUUAUUAUUUAAUCUAA